GCGAGCGCCACCCCGCCCGCCGCCUCCCCUUCUCCGUUCCUCCGGACAUCUCCAAUGUUGACGUCUCCAUGGCAACGGCGUCAUCUGACAGCUUUGACACUGUGAAACCGGUGCAAAACAAAGCAUUCUGUUAGAAGUCACGUCCGCUUGGUUCUGCCUGAGGAUCGUAAUGAUUCCUGUUGGUUUGUCUUAACCCCAUCGAGCAGCCAUGUCAAACCUGUCUAACCAAGACCUGGAAGAGGUCAGUUCCACUCAUGAACAUCCUGCUGGGCAAGCAGGCGAUGAAGCCCCCGAAGGCCCCCUGGGUUCCCCACCCAAUCCCCAAACCUCAGCUGAACGGGUUGUCCAUGGUUCGGUCGAACCGGAGGUUCCUUCAGCUCCCCCAGAAGAUGUACCGCCCCAGCCCACUCAAUCAGAAACAGCUUCCACUGCCCCUAGAAAUCCAAGACCAUCCCUGACACAAGUACCUGAGCGCAGCCUUGCGGAGAAUCAACCUGAACCUAUUUCAGUAAAAGAAGAUUCAGUAAAAGAAUUAUUUCAAGCAGUUAAUGAUGAACAUUUUUCAUCCACUAAAAUUGUUGAUAAGCCCUCUGUAAAAUUAGCUAAAGCUAAGAAACGGAAAAAGAAGAAGAAAAAGGGGAAAGGAAAGGGAAAGGGGAAAAAGAAAGGAAAAAAGAAGAAAGGGAAACGUAAAGGAAAGGGCAAGAAGAAGAAGAAAGGAAAAGGCAAGAAGAAAAAGAAGAAAGGAAUAGAGGGAAAGAGCUCAGAACACACUCGAGCACCUUCUGAAAUGGCCACAACACCUACUGGGAGUGACCAUGGUGGUGGUAGCGGAAUGGGAAUAUCUGUUCCUGGAGUUAUGAGAGUCACUCUUGGCACAGAAACCCAACACCACCUUGGGUGUGUUGUUGGCAAAGAUGUCACAGCAGAAUCUCCAUGGGUUUUUGUCAAUAAAUCAUUGAUUGAUGAUAACAUGGAUCUACAUAGCGAAAGCUCAGAUUUUUUACCUGUUCGGGAUGACAUCACAGACUUUAAAUCAGCCACUAUUCUCCUAGGCUAUGAUGCAUUAGCAGAUGCAGACAAUCAGUUUUAUAUUUGUGUGACGGAAACCGCCCAGAAUGCUGUUGUGGAGAUUUUGCAACAAAUGCAAGCGGACCAACAGAAAUGGCUUCAGAAUGCCCUUGAGAAACCAUCAAGAGCUUGGACUUCUUUGGGAAGUGAAGAGGAUGUAGAUUUAUUUACUGUGAAGCAGAGUAGACCUCUUAUGCAAGUGCAAGUUGAAACAACAAUUGGAAACCUUCGGGCACCGUGCAACUUCAGUAAUAGAGAUGUGGAUGAUGUUCCCGAUGGUUACUUUCAAUUUCCUCACAGAGACGAUGUACCUGAACACAUAACAAGAUUACGAAUUGACAAAGGAGUGCAGGUAUCCUUAGAGAAAAUAAAUGUGGAAGCACAAACUGAGCCUGGCAUUCCGGACAACUCGUGGACUCAAUAUGAAUAUUCUGUGGACACAGACACACCAAUACAGGAUGAAGUGGUUGAACAAGCUUUAGCCAAAUUUUUACAAGAUGUUCACAAUGAAGUUUGUGAUGCUUUGCACUACAAUGAGCUUAUGGAUCUUCAUCGAGAUGAUUAUGGCCGCUUGGUUCGUUAUGAGGAGGAUACUGAAACAUCCCAAAGUAUUCAGUACAAUGAAUUCAUGUCCUUUACAGACAUGAAACACUGUCAGGGUAAGAUUGUUUCAUGUGCUGCAUUUCAUCCCACCUGGUCAGGAAUUGUUGCUUUGGCGUAUGUUGACCACAUGAAAUCAGAAGUUUCUGCAGAUGAAGAGGGCCCAGAUGAAGUCAUUCGAAAUGUAUAUGCAAUGCACCCUAUUCUCAUUUGGAGUUUUGUAGAUGCUUUUAGACCCAAGUUGAUUCUUGAUAGUCCUCGGAAAGUCCAAUCUUUGGCUUUCGCCCCUCAAAAUGGAAAUGUGUUAAUAGCAGGAUUGGCCAAUGGCCAGAUUGUAAUUUAUGAUCUUACUGGCAAAAUAGAAAAAGUUGAACAGGAAACUAAAAUGACACCAGACCAAGUGAAGUACAAUGCUGCCAUGACAAAUUUAAUGGACUGGAUGAAAUCAACAAGCAGAAUAGAGUAUCUACAACCCACAGCUGUAUCUGCAAUUGAUGGCUCUCACAUUGACAUGGUUUCACAACUCAUAUGGAUAAGUCCUUCCUGGGAGAUAAAUGCUGCAGGAAAGUUCAUAGCAUGUGAAGAAGGAAAACAAUCUCUCCAGAUUGUCUCCUCAUCAAUAGAUGGGAGUAUUUUAUUUUGGAAUUUGAACCCAAAUGCAAUAAGCAUCCCGGGUGUGACUAGAAAGAGACGUCCCUCAAAACGGCCAACUGGACUCAGAACAGAAAAAUCACCCUUCUCAAAUUUCAAUAGAAAAUUAAAACCAGUUUUCAGGCUUGAAAUCCAGAGUGCAGACGAGAAAAGACUUUCUCUUGCAAUGUGUAUGGCUUUUUAUACACAGUCUGUUCUGUAUGAAGAAGACAUGGAAUUUGGAGCCAAGUUGACUCAAGCACAAAGAGAAAGCAUGACAACAAGAUUCCGGUUCAAACCUGUCUAUCCUCCACCUGAAGUAUCUGAGCAAAAGAAUUCUAUCAUGGUUGGAACUGUGAAUGGAUGUGUCUUAGGCAUCGAGUGGCAAGAAACUGAAGAUAAUUUAACGGACUUCAUCCUUGCCAGAAUGUGUUCCAGUAUUUUAAAAAGCGAGUGUCACACUAGCCCUGUAUUUUGUUUGAAACGGAAUCCUUUUAUAAAAGAUUUGUAUCUAAGCGUUGGGAUCAAGAAAUUUGCCAUAUGGUCGGGAAAAUUGGGGAUGACUCCUCUCCUUUGGCGAUACAAUGAAGAAACUUCAUACUCUGAUGCUUCAUGGUCUCUUCAGAGGCCCAGUAUGUUACAAUUAGUUAGAAAAGAUGGGGUUAUCGAGGUGUGGGACUUCUUAACACGCAGUGAUACAUACAUUCUAACUCAAAGUAUUUCUGGAAAAACUUUGACAGGCAUUGAACCUCAUACUCAGUAUUUACCAAAUAAUGUGGUGGGUGUGGCAGAUUAUAAUGGAAGUUAUAGACUUUUCUUCAUACCUUCACAAUAUCAAGAAAGUGAUGUUGCUUCUGAUAUUGAACAGAUGGAAAAGCUUGUUGAAAGAGAGGAAAAUCGACGGAAAUCAAUGGCCCAGUGGGAAGCAAGAUGGCGUGUAAAAAACGCUGCCGAAGCAAAAGAAAUGAGGGAACGGAAGGAAUUAGAACACAAAAAAGAAUUGGAAAUUCAAGAAAAGGAAAAAAAUGCCAUUGAUGAGCAAAGGAGAUUGGAAGAGUUGGAGUUAGAUCAAAUGCAGCGUAGUAGGAAACUUAUUGAACAGCUGAAACAGAACGAAACUCCCAAGCAUAUAGCAAAACUUGCUGCUAUGGAGCAGCGAUGGCAAGAGACUCGCCGCGCACAUAUGGUUCGAAUGCUACUGGAUAAGAAGAAACUUGAAAAGUCUGAAUUAGAGAGACGGAGGGGUCCAUUUGUAGCCGCUCAGGAAGCAAACCAUCUGAAAAAAUUGAAAAUUAGGCAGGUUUUACGCCAAGGAUCAGUAAUAUUCAGGGAGACUGUGAGAACUCUUUUCCCAGAGGUUUCAACGAUACCUAGCAGGAAACCCACUAAGCCAGAGGCCCUUGCUUCGCAACUAGAGGACAUGGAUGAAACUUUUGUACAAAGGUAUGAUGAGAUUGAGAAACUAGCACUAGAACAACUUCAGCCAACGUCAUUGGAGCAAACAUUUAAUUGGAAACGGACAGUUCAGGAAGGCCGUUCUCGAAGGGAAGUUCUAGACACAAGCCUUUUCCAUCAAACUGCGCGCCUCUCCAGAGCAGAAGAAAGACGUGAGUAUCGUCGCCUUCACCGAAAUUCUGAGAUGCAAAGGGAAGACGAGAAGAAACAAGCCAAAGCAAGAGCAAAAGUUGGAUUUGUUAGUUCAUCCACUUCUCUUCGCCGAGAUGGGAGUGAGGUAGAUAUUGCUGCAGGAGAUCCAGGAGCAAUGCGGCAAACGUCAGAGCUCAAUUUGGAAUAGUGAAUGAUAAGUUAAUCAAAUUUCAAAAACAGUAUGGGGAUUUAUAAGGUGGUCUUGCAAAGACAACAUUUGAUGUAGUGUAAUUAAGUUUGAGAUUGUCAUUGCUUUCCCUUAAACAUGUAUUUUCCAUCACUAAAUUUUUUUUAUGAAUUUUUAAAAAUAUAAAUCACUGUUAAUCAUUGUUGUAAAUAAAGGCAUGAUGUUUGUGUGUAAACUUUUCAAUGUUGGAGUCAAUUCAUUUGUGAAUUGGUUACUAAAACAAUAAAAGAGAAUGUUUAGAGGGUCGAAAAUAAAUUAAUUUUAAUUUAA
Messenger RNA from Thrips palmi, 4405 nucleotides. RefSeq names its product WD repeat-containing protein 63 (gene mmm). The transcript has 22 exons. The record is from RefSeq and is a predicted model, not a curated record. Bases 209 to 4096 code for a protein of 1295 amino acids. Gene Ontology annotation, molecular function: dynein light chain binding; dynein heavy chain binding. NCBI's taxonomy places the organism in Eukaryota, Metazoa, Arthropoda, Insecta, Thysanoptera, Thripidae. Gene Ontology annotation, biological process: inner dynein arm assembly; cilium movement involved in cell motility. Gene Ontology annotation, cellular component: inner dynein arm.